UUUGAAUUGAAUUGUAAGUUAGAUCGAAUUUUUGACAACAAUACGUUCAGUUCAGGAGGGAAGGCUGAGUUUGAGACUUUGAAUCUACCUGUCUAAAACUUGAGAUUACGUGAACUUGGAGAAGAAUUUUGCUUGUCAUAUUGCAGAAUGAAUGUGGAGGAAUGGUUAAACGGACUCUUUACUUCCCAAAAAACACAAAACACACCCAUCAAAAAGCACCACUUCAAUGAUGUUCCCAGUUUUGAAAAAAAUAAUGUAACUAAUGAAAUUCUAUGUGAUCUACGAGAUGCCAACUUGUUAGCUGAUUUGCAGGCAAAAGAAGAAAUAAAAAUAAUGAGAACUCUCAUUAAAGAGCAUGAGGCUGAAACCUCUAGACUGACAAAUAUUUUACAUCCCCUGAAGUUAGAUGUGAUGAACUUGCCAGAAGAACUAAAAAAACUUGUUGAAGUAAUUUCGUUGGCAAAUCAGCAAGUACAUGAAUUGGAAGAGACAACAGAAAUAUCACUUAAGUUAAACAAUAUUUCUGAAAAUCAAACUCGAGCUCUUCAACGCCUUCAAAACCUUGAAAAGGUUCAAGAGAGUUUGCACCAGAUGAGCCUAGCUGAUAACCUUGAGCAAAUUACAAAGAAAAAGGAGACAGAAUUCUUGUCAAAAAAAAUCGGAGAAUAUGCUGGACAUGUUCGUCAUCUAGAGAGAAAACUUGAAGCAGUUGACUACACUCCAGAUAUUGGACACGGAUCUUUACAGAAGCGAUCAAAAGAAUUAACUUCGGCAAUUGAAAAACUAUCCCAGCUCAGAUCAAAAUUGGAUAUUUAUUCUGAUCUAACUCCAGAUCUGAAUCUAGCAAAAAUUCAAGUUCAAAACGCUAAAGAUGAACUAGUGCAACUUGAAACUCUCAUAACGGACAACAUAUCAAACAUAAAUUCAAAUUAAAUUGACGUAUAUUUCUGUAAUACAAACACAAUACAUUCAAUCUCUAGAUUUUAAAAAAAUUACGCACUGCUGCUUGAGCUUGCGCCUUACCACAGGUCUUUGUCCCCACGUUUCAAAAACUUCUGCGGAACAAUCGGCAUUGACGAUCGCAGAAUUUCGCGCCGGAAGUAUUCGACAGCCUUUCGUAACCCUGUGUCCAAGGAAACCUACAUGUUUCUUCGCCCUACUUAUGUCAGGCCGUCUCCUUUGCGGAUCAUCCUCAACCGCAGGAAGGUAUUGGAUAGAACUAUUCACACCGUUGACGAUCGAUUUUAUUAUCUGUGCAAAUUCUGAAGUAAUUCAAAUACUUUAAUAAUUUAGGUGAUAUCCCACUGUAAUUAUUGUGUUUAAUGGUUACCAUCUAUGUUAUGUUCGAUGGGAUUACCCAAGUUUACCGGCAGACUGUACGACGAAUUCAUCAAAGCAACAAGGCCAUCGACUAAAUCCGAUACGUAUUGAAAAGAACGUGUUUGUUUCCCAUGCCCAUAAAUCUGAAUCGGUAAAAAAAAGGCUAAAAUAGAAUUUUUAAAUUU
Molecule: messenger RNA, 1505 nt
Organism: Daphnia carinata
Lineage: Eukaryota; Metazoa; Arthropoda; Branchiopoda; Diplostraca; Daphniidae
Exons: 6
Coding region: 148-933 (261 amino acids)
Biological process (GO): spindle assembly; centrosome cycle
Cellular component (GO): cytosol; HAUS complex
Source: RefSeq, a predicted model, not a curated record